ACAGCACAAGCACAACGCAGCCAAGUUUGCGAAGGAAGGUGGCUAAAAUAUCAACGUUUCUGAAGCAGACAUUAGAGCUGGUCAACGGUGAGCGAUGGAGGGAUGUGUGGUCCGUCUCCACAAUGUUUGUUUUAAUGGUGAUUUAAGCGCUCAUCCCAUCAUAAUCAACUUCUACCAACUCUUCCAAACCAGAGAUGCUCCUGCAAUUCUGCCUAUGAUAAGGAACGAGGAUGUUCUUCGGGCUGUGGUGGCUCUGUUGGACACAUCCUUGCCUGAUGUCGGCCCCAGAGACGUCCACAAAACUGUGCACUACCCAGGGAUACGUACUAUUAUUUUAUCACAGGACCAUGUAGAUGUUUUAGAGGACUAUAGGGACAGGGCUUCCAGAAACAAGGGGACACAUUUGAGCCCAGUAUCCUGUAAAACAACAGACAGAGCUGAAUCCGAACACAAGCUGCUCGCUGAGCUAUACAGCGACUCUGAAGAGGGUUCAGAGGAAACCUCAGAGGAGACGUUAGAAGAAGAGACAAGUGACAGAUGGUCUUGGGAGCGAUUCUGUGAAGGCCUACAGGAGUUUGUGGACGGAGCGAGGGAAAGGAAAGAAAGAAGAGCAGUACAAGGAAAAGACGGAAAGAUCCCGCCAUCCGCCGUAGGAGUUGAAUCUCUGAUCGUGGCUGCUGCAUGCUAUGAAGUCAAGCUACUAUCUACAGGAGACACUGUGCUUCAGCUUUCUCUUUUGGCUGUUAGGAAACGCUACCGGCACCUUGGGAUUGGCAGCUACAUCAUAGAGCUUCUGAAGACUCAGUCUAUAGUAGGGCAAUAUGAAGCACUUGUUGCUCACGUUGACAUGGGUGCAAUUGGUUUCUUCAAACGUCACGAGCUCACAGACGACCUCCUCCUUAAUGACAAAUUCAAAGAGCUGAGCGAUGACUGGACCAACAGUAUUCUUAUGAGCUACCUGCCACCCUUUACUACAGACCUAGAGAUGAGAAAUCCUGUUUUCUCCCUGAGUUUACGAGAGUUGGAGAUGGACAUGAAUAUGGCAAGGUCACAGGCUCUCUGUGCAUAUCAGCAACAGGUGGUGUGUGUCACCAGGCUACUCAAAGAGGUCAAGACCUUACACUGUAAAAAGUGCUACACCCACAAAAGUCGGGCUGAAAAAGAGGUGCACGCUGAGCUUGGCAGUUGCCCACUGAAAAUUUACAUGUUUCAUCACCCCGAAACGAUUGGGAUUAUCAUAUAA
Messenger RNA from Rhinichthys klamathensis goyatoka, 1243 nucleotides. RefSeq lists its product as uncharacterized. Bases 95 to 1243 code for a protein of 382 amino acids. NCBI's taxonomy places the organism in Eukaryota, Metazoa, Chordata, Actinopteri, Cypriniformes, Leuciscidae. The transcript is spliced from 11 exons. The record is from RefSeq and is a predicted model, not a curated record.